This is a messenger RNA of Varanus komodoensis (Komodo dragon), 7888 nucleotides long. It is a transcript of the gene RNF44, whose product is annotated as ring finger protein 44. Lineage: Eukaryota; Metazoa; Chordata; Lepidosauria; Squamata; Varanidae. The record is from RefSeq and is a predicted model, not a curated record. Bases 437 to 1909 code for a protein of 490 amino acids. The transcript has 12 exons.
AAAUGCGCCGUUUGUUACACCCCGGCGGCGUGGGCGGUUCUUAAAGGGCCAGAGACCUGGGGCCUUGGGUACCCCUUUUACUUUUCUCGGCUCUGCUGGGAACGCGGGGAUGAUCGCAGCUGCUUGGGAGCGUAGAGGAAAACAAAGAAGCAACCGGAAACAGCCGCGGCAGCUGUGGGGGGCGCGGGCACAGGGCCCAGAGCGGGCGCCCACGAGCAGCAACAAGAAAGGGUUAUUCAGACUGCAGUUGCACCCAGAGGAACGGAGCAGUUUUGCAGUGCUGGAUUCCAUCAUUCUAGUAGGAGCUGAGCUGUGCGCAUACUGGGCAGAUGUACACUAAGCACCCUGCAAAUAAGCUACGGUUCACAAGAGCUGGUGUGCAUUUGUGUUUGGCGCCUGAGAUCCAGCCUCACCUUUUGUCUUUCCAACAUCCCCAAUGCGACCAUGGGAACUCGCAGUGAAUAGGUGGCCUCCUUCUGACCCCUUUGACCAGCGUCGAUUCCCAGGGGGAAGUUGUGGCAGCCCCGCACACCUCAGGAGAAGCCCUCCUACCCGGCACCACUGGGGCCGACGUGAGCGACCUCUGCAAACUCUCCUAGCCCAGGAUGCGAACUACUUGCACCCGGCUUUUUUCCAGCAGCAGCAGCCACUGCCACAAGUCCCCGUAGAUGAGCACUCGGCGUACGUUCUGGCCACCACGCCACCACGAAUGCUUCACCCGGCUGCACACCCACCCCACCAGCAUCCAUUCAUGGUGGAUCUCCAUGAGCAGGUGCAUCAGGGAGCGGUCCCUCUCUCCUACACGGUGACCACCGUAACAACGCAAGGCUUCCCCAUUCACACUGGCCAGCACAUCCCUGGUUGCAGCGCACAGCAGCUCCCAGCAUGCUCAGUGAUGUUCAGCGGACAGCAUUACCCACUCUGCUGCCUCCCACCCCCCCUGAUCCAGGCCUGUGCCAUGCAACAGCUCCCUGUCUCCUACCAAACAUUCCCGCCGCUCAUUUCCAGCGAUCAUUACAUCCUGCACCCUCCACCGCCUGUGCCACCACACCAGCCUCCACAUAUGGCUCCCCUCAGCCAAUUUGUUCCGCUCCAACCCCAGCAUCCUCGCAUGCCUCUGCAAAGGAUAGAAAAUGAGGUGGAGCUUCGAGGGGAACAGCAUUCCAUCGGAGGGUUCUCGUACUCUCCUUCCCACCAUACUCCCGCACUGUCUCCCUCUGUGCCACUGCAUUACCUUCCGCAGACCCAUGAUCCACUACACCAGGAACUGUCCUUUGGCAUGCCAUAUCCGCACAUGAUGCCCCGGCGACUGAAUACCCAGCGAUACAGAUUGCAGCAGCCGCUGCCACCCCCACCCCCCCCCCCCCCCCCCUACUACCCCAGGUUCCUGCCCUACUUCCUUUCAAUGCUUCCUGUGUCACCAACAGCUGUGGGGCCCACAAUAAGUUUGGACCUGGAUGUGGAUGAUGUAGAAAUGGAGAACUAUGAGGCAUUACUGAAUCUGGCUGAGAGGCUAGGAGAAGCCAAGCCACGGGGACUCACCAAAGCAGACAUAGAGCACCUUCCAUCCUACCGCUUCAACCCAGAGAGCCAUCAGUCAGAGCAAACCUUGCAAACCGCACGUGCCCCAUCUGCCGAGCAGAUGCCUCAGAAGUGCACCGGGAAGCCGAGUGAGGCUCGCCGACACACUGCUGCACAAAUCCACUCCAGGAAAUGGACCUUGGGCCAGGGGCUUGGGCCAGCCUGUCCGCUUAGCCUCUGGGGCCGCUCCUGGGAAGUGGGGGAGGCGUCCCGCGUGCUCCGCACUCCAAAGACUCUCAUCCGUGGCGCCAUUACUCUCCAGGUGUUUGCAUUCCUUUUUCGUUGGGGUUUUCCUGAGCCGUUCGGUUUUGGUUCUGUGGACGUCUGACCCUGAUUUUAGUCUGAACUCCUCUCCUUCUGGCGGUGCCAGAUGAGGGCCCUUCAAUGCAGAGCAGCUCGGAGGUGGGGGACAGGUGAGGAAGCGCCUGCUUCCGUCGCCCCGCCAGCCACUUCCCCAGAGCACAGUGCUGCAUGGCAGGCAAAGCAGCGGCAGGGCGGGGGUCUGGUCGCGGUGCCGGUGCGAGCGGCCUGGGCGAGGCCACGCCCCACACCGCAGUGGCUGCCCCCACACAGGUCAUGGGCUGGUGCCAUCGCCUGGGUUUUCCCUGUUCUGUCUGUCUGUCUGUCUGUCUCUCACACGCAUCCCCCGACGUCGCAUCCCCCCAUCAUGCCCCCCCCAUGGAGACACUGAGUAGUGUCUCGGUUGCUGCUCUCACAAGUUGCUGGGGGAUGGAGGGGGGGCAGGUCUGGACCAGGCUCCAGCAGCCUCUCCUCCACUCUGCUGGUCAUUGCUGGGAGGGCUCCGUGGGGGAAGAGUCACUUGCCCCCAGAGAAGGGGUGGUGCAAGUCAGGUCCCGUGACAAAGCAGCCAGCUGCUGGCUGCAUGCAGGAGGGGGCCGAGCCUGUUUUUAGUAAGGGGCUGAGAAUCAUGUUCACGCUGAUGCCUCUUCCUUCCUCUUGCCUUCCCUUUGCGCACACCCAAUCACCAAUCCUGUCGCUUCAGUUGGGUGCCUCGUGCGUCGCCAUGAACCCCACUCCCCCAAAAUCAUGUUUGUGCCACGGGCUUUAACCUGCUCCCGGGAGGGCGCCUGUGCCGAUUUGCGCUCUCUUGUUCCUGCCCAGGACAGGCGGAAGCUCGGCAGACAGAAGCAGAAGGCCUUCAGCCCUUCCACUGUAAUUCCCACCCGCUCCUCCAUGCCAAGCCCAGGCUAAGCCCCUGAAAGCUGUCGGCCGGCUGUGUGGCUGCCCAAGCAGGAGCCUGGGCAGGGAGCAGGUGGGGAGCUAUUUAUUAACUUUAUUGCCUACCCUUGCACUAGCUAUCACGGGAAAAGCCCCUCUGGUGGUCCUUCCUCCAGCCAGGUGCUGUAUGCAGUGGUGCACCGCCUCUUUCCCUUCGGAUGCAAUCAGGCAGGCGGUGUUGCUGCCUUCUUGCCCGCCCGCCCAUCCAUCUGCCCGCCCACCUUUCUCAGCCUGCCCCCAGCCCAGUUUGGCCUACUACUGCUACCGCCCCCCCCAGUGGGAUUUUCUGCAUGGCCUGAUGCUUGUGCUCUAGGUCAGGUACCUUGGGUGUGUUUUGCCAUGACAAGCAUACACUUCAGUUGUGUGCCUUCCUGUGUCUGCACACAUACACUAUCCUACCUAAAAUACCUGCUGGUUUAAAGCAAGAAAGCAACCAACCUGCCACCCUGUUACAGAAACCUGUUGUCGUUAAAAUAAAAGUUGUUUUGCAUGAUUAUACCGUGGAUCAAGAGAGAAGCCCUCGCCGUGUAGUUGGUUUGUGUUCUGAAGCCUGGCAGAAGACUCGGAGAGGACGACAAAACCUAAUGUAAAUGUUCACAAAUUAUGCAUGCAUGUUAUGACCAGCUUGGAACUUGGUAUUGGCUAACUCUCUAGCCAGCUGUGGGGUGAUGGGGGGUGGGGAAGAGGGAGUUGUUUGUGCUCAGCUGAUUACUGCCAUGCACUGUACUGCACAUGUCCGCAACGCCUCACAAGGACCGUUAACGCUUUUCGGGGCAUUUCUCUUUCCCCUCCCUCCCCUCCAAAUUAGAGAUUGAGUUGAAACCUGGCUGGGCCUAGAGGAGGCUGUGCAGCCCUGCUGGACUUAGCCUGGGGUCAGGUUGCCUGGGUUCCUGAGCAGUGAGCGGCUGUUGCGGAGGAGGGAUCGGGCAGGGGCAGCUUCUCCAUCAUGGUGCUGCAGAGGUCGGGGAAGCUGCCCCGUCAUUCUGCUGUCUCCUGCACCCCUUCCCUCUCUGCACACUGCUGCUCGCCUGAGAGGGCCUCGUACAUCGGCCAGUGACCCUGCAGGGCAAGUCUGGGAGCGUGGCUCUCGCGCAGAAAUGGGUCUCCACCAUCCGUAAGGUGGACCCCUGCUUUUCUUCGGCCUGCCCUGUAUCUUCUGCUGCCCAGCCAAGCGAGAGACUCCUGCACCUGCCUGCCUGGGUCUGGCUUUCACUCUCCCCUUCCGAGGGGGGUCAGCAGAUGAGAGCGAUGGCUGCGGAAGAGUCCAAGGCUGAGCUGUGAUUUCCUUGCCUACCAGCAGCAGCAGCAGCAGGACCCAGGCCUGUCCAGACAGAUGGGCUCUUUUCGUUCUGCCCCCGCACCUAAUGGCUCUAGAACGAGUGAGUUGAGCGAGUUGGUGGCUUGAGCCCCGUGGUCCACUUGCUGGCUCUCAGGCAGCUGUGGCUGAGAUGAAGGGCCAGGUGAACACACAAGGAGUAGAGCAGGUAGGUGGGUGUGCCCCACUCAUCCUGAUUGGGCUGGAACAACCCGGAGGAGAGGGCUUGUAAGGAAAAGCUGGCUUCCGCUGUGGCUCAUUUCUUGGGGCUGUUCUGAGCUGCCAUGGCGGCACAGCUGCUCUCGACUCUGAGCAUGUGCGGUGUAGCUGUCAGUGUUUUUCUGAGCACACUGGCUCUCUGCAAUACUUACCUCUGAAGCAGGGGGAAGUCUCGGGGGGGGGGCGGUGUCGGGGGCUUUCAGGUCAUUUUCCACUGGUACUCCCGGCCACGUGUGGCAGAGGUGAGAAGCGAUUCCCCUCGGCCCCAGACCAUGGCUGGGACUCCUGACCCAUUCUGUGGUUUGGAUGUCCUCGGAGUGCCCAUAUAGGUAGGCUUUGAGUACCUUUUUUGGCCUCUUCAGUCACAGCCCAGGAUCGAGAUGGACUUUAGCCCCCCGUGUCUGCAGAUAGCUCAGUGACACAAUUUGGCAGGCAAAUAGGACCGAGCAAGGUCGGUCAUACUGCAGUGGACUGGCUGUCUCUGUUUGACAGAAGCAGCCGGUCGGCCGGCAGAUGAGGAAAUGAGAAACUAACCUCUUGAACUCUGGGCAGGCCCCAGCUUGCUUUCUUUUUCUUUCUUUAAUAACAAUACAUUAAUCAGUGACCUGAAUUUGUGAUGGCGUUAGUAUUUUAAGGGGUUUCUCCCCACACACCUUAUUUGUGUUCAGGCUGAUGCAAGUUACGGUGCAGUCAUUUGGAGGAGGUCGACCAUUUGCCUCUUCCUCUCCACCCCGGUCUCAGAGGGGCAGGAGGGCUGCAGGGGGACACCUAAGCCAGGUCUUGGCCCAUGCGCUCGUGCAUGUGCGCGCACACAGAGGAAUGGGCCGUUGCCAUAGCAAAACUGCACAGACACCAGCAGCUCCUCCUUUCCAGUCCUUCCGUGCCCAGUCGACUCUCCUCUCCCCUCACAUGUCAAGCCAGUGCCUUGUGUCAGACCCACCUCCUCCCCCCCCGGCCCUUCCCCUUGUUUCACCGCUUUUAAAGGAAAAACACAACAGAAGCAAAACCUUAUUCCACAAAUAACCAAAGGUCUUUACUGUAUAUAUAUAUUUAAAAGAAUACCACAGGAGGUGUUUCUAUAUUUAUAGCCAAUCAGAACAGUGCUGAUGCCCAUCCGUUUUCAGUGCUCUCUUCUCCUUCCCCGCCAUCUUCUCAGAAAGGUUAUUUGGGGGAGGGGAGGGUAGAAAAGCCUUACGGUUCUUCUGAUGGUGACUCGAAAGCUCACAGCUCGUGUGCUGCAGAAUUUAUUCCAAUGAGCAGCUAAAAUUAUUAUCAUUAAACAAAACAAAAAAACCACAAAAAAAUUACUAAAACAUUUAUUUAGGAUGUUUGUGAUUGCUGAUUGCGCUGUAGAUGCCACUGUUUACCAAUGAUUUCCUGUGGUGGGAUAGUGGACAGUUUACUGUUCUUUUAUACCAGUCCCGUGCCCUCCAGAGGGACCGCUCAGCUUCACCCUACAAGGAGAGGAGCCUCCCUGUAGGGCACCAGGGCAUUUGUUCUGUGUUAGAAAGUUUAUAUAUAUAUAUAUUAUAUAUAUAUUAUAAAUAUAUAUAUAUAAUUUUUUUUGCUCUGUUACUUGCACAUUUACAGUUACCUCAUUUUUCCCAUGUAUGUAUUUGAAAAAAGGCUAAUAUAUAGAGAAGAAAAAAAAAGGUUCUUAAAUCUCUAAAAAAGUGUUUGUUUUUUCCAUUCCAUUGGAAUCAUAUUGGUUUGUAGCACUUAACAUAACUAGUAUGUUGUAUUAUAUAUAUGUGUAUUAUACUGAUUGAAAUUUUUAACAGAUUUGUACUUUUUUUAAAAUGAAAGUUGCUAGUUCUGCUUGACCAAGUAGUGCAAUCAUUAUUUUUUUUAAUGUUGUGGCUGAUUUUGAGAGGGAUAUUCACUAAUAAAUGUAUGAUGUAUACCAAUAAGGUAGGCCAGUCUCUUCUCUUGGUGGAGGCAGUGCUCUCAGGAAGGUAAUAUAUAUAUAUACAUACACAUAUAUAUAUAUAUAUUGGAUGUAUUCUGUCCCUCCUCCAAGGUGCUAAAAAUGGCUUUCUGGUUCUUUGUGACUCUGACUUAGCCAGGUAUAGGUAGAGAACAAACAUCAUAAAGCUGAACAAGGAUUUCACUUGAAACUUCCCACAUCCAAAUGUGCCAUGACAGCACAGUGGCUCACAAGAUUAUUAGUACUCGCAGUCAUAAGGACUAUAAAGAAAAAGCUCUAAAAGUUAACUCGCUCCAUGCUGUCAUUUGGCGUCACAUAAAAACACCAGAAAAGAAGCUAGUGUCUUCCAUCACAGUGAAAUUAGAAUGUCUAAAAAUUAAACCAGUGUCCUAUACAUUGAGGCAGUGGAUAGCUUUUGGCAGUCCCAUGAGCCACUCCAUGUUGACCUGUGAGUGGCGAGCAUGACAAUGCCACUCGUGGCUUCCAAGAACAGCCCUGCCUGUUGGUUUUCCCUCUUGCCGUUUGUUGGUUCCUGCAACUCCUAUGGUAGAAGAAGAAAGUACAAGCUGAGAUGUGGAAUUCAUUAAGAGUCUAUUUUGAGUCUUUUUCAACUAUAACCUGCUAGCUGAAGCAACGCUCUCCAGCAGCGAACUGAAUAUUUGUGUUUUGAGCUGCAGCUAGAGCACAGAUUUGUUUGUGAGAGGUCACUGGGCCACUGAAUAUCAGAACAGGAUUUUGUAAAGCAAAAUGCUUGGCUUUAGCCUAAGGGAAUACCUGGCCCAGCAUUUUUUUUACAUGUUUGGACAAAUUCAGAGAGGAUAGAUCUACAGAGGCUCUUCGGCACCUCCAGAUGUGGAGAAAUGGUUGCCUUUAUGUCUUGUGAUGGAUGCUUCUGCAGGUUUCAGGCUUAGCCACUGUGGGGAACAGGAUGCUGAAUAAGGAGUCCCUUCAUUUGGGUCUUGCAAGCCUCUUCUUUUUCGGAAACAUGUAUUUUAAAAUAAAGUUUUAAAAGGCAACAACGAAAAUGCAGAUAAUCUAACAUGACUGCUAAAGAAACUCACAAAUGCUAAUUCUUCAGCUACCACCACCAAUGCUUGUGGAGACAGUAAAACAGCCUAUGUGGAAGCUCUCUGGUGAAAGAAGGAAAAUACAAAUUAUAUAGCAUAUAUAAGGGCUAUAUGUAUUAAAAUGUAGACAACUUGAAAUGUUGAUGUUUGAACGCCUUUCUCAUAGGUAAUAGAACCAUGGUGCCAUACUAUCUUCCUUCAGAUUAGGAAUUGUUGCAUAUUGCAUUCGCUCUUACAAUCUGCCAUUAUUUGUACAAUGAGAAGUGGUGCAGCCCACUCUGCAAUCUGUAAUCAUUUCUUGGGCUUCCAGGCAUACUGUGUGGAUGACUGGUUGGUGGGUCUCAGAGCACUGGGGGCCAUGCUUCCCCUGGACUGGAAGUUAUUUUUCUGUAAAGGUGACUGGGACCUGUGAACCCUGCUAUAUUUCAGCAAUAGAUGAACUUGACUUCUGGAGAUGGGAUUCUCCCCUGCCCCGUUAGCAAACUGCUGUAUUGUACUACAAUAAACAUACAUCUUGGUUACAACAACAGAAACAAAUUA